Candidozyma haemuli is the source of this 4533-nucleotide messenger RNA. It is a transcript of the gene IML1, whose product is annotated as Iml1p. Bases 1 to 4533 code for a protein of 1510 amino acids. Gene Ontology annotation, cellular component: GATOR1 complex. Gene Ontology annotation, molecular function: GTPase activator activity. Gene Ontology annotation, biological process: intracellular signal transduction; positive regulation of autophagy; negative regulation of TORC1 signaling. The record is from RefSeq and is a predicted model, not a curated record. NCBI's taxonomy places the organism in Eukaryota, Fungi, Ascomycota, Pichiomycetes, Serinales, Metschnikowiaceae. The transcript has 2 exons.
AUGCAGCACGCCCGAUGGACCACUGGCAACAAGGCAAAGGCCUCGUUAGCCGAAAAUGAUGAUCUAACUGCAUAUCUACGAAAGUCGCCUGAAGCGUCUGCUCCAAUGGGUAGAGUUCAACCGAAAUCAUCAACACUCACUGUUGGUAACAUGUCGUUAAACACUCCAGGCAGCACGCUCACUGUUGGUAAGAACAAGGUCACCACAUCUACUGGUAUCAGAAAUGCUACGACGUUUCGAAGCUUUACAGAUCCAAUUGCUUACAACUUGAAUAAAAGUACCCCGAGACACAUUCAUUCUGGACAAACAAGCGUGACUCCUCUGGCAGAAGACACCAGCCUGGAUGAUCCAGUUCAACUUACCGUCUGGUUUCACGAGCCUCGUUCUUACACUGAGGAUGUUGUCAUUGACGCAAAUGCAGUUCCUGGGAUGAAAGAAGGCUGCAUCUAUAGUUUGGAGCCUAUCAUCAAAGAUGAAGUUCGGAAGGGAAAGCUGAGACGACUCAUAUUUAUUGCAUCCAAGCAAAGCUUUAUAAGGGAAUCCAACACAAAAGCAAAGACAAAUCUUCAAAUAUCCCUUCUAUCAAACCCUCUUCAAAAGCUACUAGACGUUCCUCCAAGAUCUCCAGUUCAACUACAGCGCAUUAGAGAUCCUUCUGAAGUUGAGCUCGAUACAGUUGAAAUAUAUCUCAAGGAUGUGAACUUUCCAAGAGACUCACAAUGGGGGUUAGCUUCAUCAUUUGUUGGCAAAUGCUGUUAUUUGGAUCAACGGGUUCUCUAUCUAGGAAGUCGAGUGGGUCAGAUAAGACUGACAUUCAAAGAUGGGAAGAAAUUGUACAGUGGUUACGUCAGCCAGAAGACAAAUAUCAUCUUCCGCUCAGAAAGCUCCAAAAUGGUGUUCCUCGUGCAAAUGUCCAGAGAAAUGUGGAACUUUGAGGAGAACGGAGAGAUCAUGUUCCAUAAGCUUGUCAAUACCCUCUUCCCAAAGAUUUUCAAGAAGUGGCUAACAGCAAGCUCACAUCAUUCUAUAACAAUUGUUCUAUUUACUAGCGUGGAUCUCACGCAAAUCCCAUGGAUUUCAUUGGGCCCAGGUGAACGUCCUUCGAAAUAUCAGGAAUACUAUAGAGUGGUUGUCGACCAAGUAAGUGUCUUCAGCUGGGAUCGAAUCAUGGCAAGUUUGAGAUUAGAGUUUGCCAACUUUAAGCGUGAUGUCUUGAUCCACCUAGUCGACGGCUACUACAAGGUGUCUGGUGAGCCAUGCCCCGCAGUUAAAGGUAACGUCCUAGAGGCGGUUAAUUUGACUAUCAGUUUGGUUUGUGACAGAUUCAGAAAUACUGACCUAAGGCAUACCGUCAACCACAUGAUAGUCAUUACAGCUGGAACGGGACUUUACGACGUUGACUAUGAUUUAAUGCUUGAGAUUUCAAAGAAGAUGUUCAGCUUGGACUGUGCUUUGGACAUCGUAUCCUUGAGCCAACCUCCGCUACAUACCGUGCCAUUGUUAAGAUACAGAGAUACUACCGGAUUGGUUGGUCACUGUGUUCCUAAAUGGUGUGACAUUUCAUUCUACACAGACACGGACGAGUGGGCUUCACAGUGGAUUCCCCGCUGUAAAAUUUACGAGCUACAAAUGAUGGGUGUUAUGGAGAAUGAAGUCAACGAAGUUCUCAUUGAUCGCUUGCAAUUGAAAAAUGACAUUCCCGUUGUGGAAGCAAUGGACAAUUACGACGACGAACAGUUUAAACCAGUGGAAACAAACUCAAGAACGAUACCGGUGAAAAAGACACACUCGGGUAAAAUACUUUUGGGCAAAAAGAGUACUGCUACGUUAUCUUUAAUGGGCAAGUUCCCCUUAUCAACGAUUAAUACACCACAGCUUGCACCCGACAAUGCCAAAUCAAACGUUUCAACGACGACUUCUGCCGUUCAUGGCACAGUUCUGAACAUACCUUCGAAUACUUCAGCCUUGUCUACUUUAUACACUUUGAACAAGACGAGUGACGAACCAAGACAGACUGCCGCACCCCCUGCGAAGCGCUCAAACCAAAUAGCAAAGUCAAACGCUAGCAUAUCACUGACUUCAAGAUAUCAACCUCCAAGGAAGAUCGAAAGAAUAAUGAGGCCUCAAAUACUUAAACCCGCAGAUAUAAAGAAGAAGAGCAAACGGAGGUCUAAUGACAGCGGAAGUAUUAGGAAGCUGGGCAAAUCGAAGAAGGUAUCACCAGAAGAAAAAGAUCUCGAAGAUAGACUUAAGAAUAAUCCCUAUUGGAUGAAGAUCAUGAAUCCUUCCAAAGAGACGGCGUCGGAGAGUAUUCGUUGCAGUCGUUGGUCAGACGUCUUUCCGCCUAAAAUCAAAAGGAGACUUGUCAAGUGGAGAUCGUUGAAGGCGCCUGCAGCUUUGCCGAUAGCCACUACUCUCUUCCCCACGUUUAAAGAACUCGAGACUGAAUACACCUUUCAGAUCUAUGUUGUAUCGCUUAACUACGAGAACAAGUUAGAGCUAAGAACGACACACCAGCUUAUGCGUGAAAUGAUCCGUUUAAGACUUGCAACCGGGUUUCAAAUUUGCGAAGGAGAGAGAGUCAGAAAUGCCGAAGGCGAACGCAAACCAAGUGGAAGCCCCGAAAGCUUGAUAAAGUAUAUGCCAAAGGGUGACUGUACCGGUGCUAGAAUAUAUUUGUCGCUCAAUGACGAGAUCCACAGAAUAUUCUGCGACUAUAACGGUACUCUCAAUGUACAGUUGUACCGAAGGACAAAGGCAAGUGAAGCUCCAAAGAAUACAUUUGGUCGUCAAAGAAAAGAUGAGACACAUACUCCGCUUAUCAGAACUCGAUAUGCUGACGAUUAUGCACCUUCUUUGAUAACCGCCCUGGACACGAAGCCCCAUAUGUACAAUUGGAACCAGUUUGAUCAGCUCUUAGCCGGAUAUGACGAUGCAGUCGGUGAAUCAAGGGAAUUUCAUAAAAUGAAGUUCGUUGUGAUACCUGGUGAUAUGCCUCAGAACGCUUAUCACGUUACGAAUGACAACUUGUCAGAUGAAGAGAUCAGGGUCGAAGGAUUGAGAAAAUUAAUCUCUCUCAUAGAGCGUGGAAGGUAUGUUCGUCUGGACGAGAAAAAAACAAAGAAGAAAGAAGAAAUUUUGCCAGAAAUCAGCUUCUACACGGGGAACUUGUUUGACUUUCUUAACGAGCAAGCAGAGAUGUUUGCGAUGAGUGGAACCCAGCCUACGAAUUCUUUGAUGGUGUCUGAUUCCAAGUUCAAUACGAACAUCAAGCUCAGUACUCUCGCUGAGAGACUUCAGGCUCCUGGUGGGCUCAGGUUGGUUGACCGUACUUGGCACUUCAAAAUUCAUCCACUGUGUUUUGUAGGCCAGGAAUUGGUUUCUUGGUUGAUCGAGUAUUUCGAUGACAUAGAUAACCGAGAAGAAGCCACCACUUACGGCCAGAGCCUUAUGGAUGAAGGAUUAUUCACCCACGUGGAGAAUAGACAUGGCUUCCUCGAUGGGCACUACUUUUAUGAGUUGACCGAGGGCUUUGCUAAGCCAUCAGCCAGCUCAACUAAAGGUUCUAGCGGUUGGUUCAGGAAGAAGGGUAAUAACGAGACAGACAAACAAGAGGAUGUUACACAACAGAUUUCCAAUACGUCAGGUCACACUCGGAAUAAUUCAGAUACCAUGUCUUCAUUAUCAGGAAUUGAGAAUCUUUCAGCAGUCAGAAAGAUGAUCCCGCAGUUCACGAACUACGAUAGCGAGAGUUCAUCCUUGACAGAUUCGCAGAAGGUUAGAAAGCUGAAGAAGUUCAUUAUUAGCAAGCACGUCAGAUACGACUGCGACCCUUUAAAGAAGUCGUUUAGAACAGAGUUGUUGGAUGUUCACUACGACAGAGUCCAUAAUCCAGAACACUGUUAUCAUAUUCGACUCCAGUGGUUGAAUACCACCAACAAAUUUAUCGACGAAGCCAUCAUCAGCUGGUCAAGACUAUGUGAGAGGUAUGGAUUGAAAUUAGUCGAGACGCCAUGGCGAGAACUCUGUACUCUCCCAAGGCUUAACCCAUACCACUCCUUCGUCGAUUUAAAACUAGUUGUGAAUCCUGUCCAAGAUCCUGAAUUCAACGAGACGCCUGAGUUCCACGAGAAUAAGUUCUACUACCAUCUCCACCUUUUGAGGAAGGCUGGUUUCUUACUUGAUAACAGAGGUUCGAAUUUCUUCCAGAAGGAGAAUAUUGAGAUCCAAUACAGUUGGGGUUUGCCAGCAUUUAAGUAUGCCCAAUUCAUUCACAAAACUGGAGCUUAUAUUGUUGAGUUGCGAGAUUCUGGGGAUUUCUUCAUGGCCCCAAAUAACGUUCAUAUUCUUAGAGUGAACACGCUUAUCAGUGCAAUCCCAGAACAAAACAGCAACUUGAAGAAUUAUGUUUUCGACUCACAGAAAGUCAUGAUGGACUUCCGAGAGCUGUGUAAGAAUGAAGAGUACUUACGCAACAUUUUCAGGGAGGCGAAGAAAGGUGAUAGAGAAGACUACGAUUACAUGAUAGGAUAG